This is a messenger RNA of Sturnus vulgaris (Common starling), 2709 nucleotides long. It is a transcript of the gene AIFM1, whose product is annotated as apoptosis inducing factor mitochondria associated 1. Gene Ontology annotation, biological process: apoptotic process; mitochondrial respiratory chain complex assembly. Lineage: Eukaryota; Metazoa; Chordata; Aves; Passeriformes; Sturnidae. The record is from RefSeq and is a predicted model, not a curated record. Gene Ontology annotation, molecular function: protein dimerization activity; NAD(P)H oxidase H2O2-forming activity; FAD binding. Gene Ontology annotation, cellular component: mitochondrion; cytoplasm.
AGCCGUCCCCGCUCCCGUCGGGAAUGAACGCGCCGGCGCUGGCUGCGAUUUUGGUGAUGGAGAAAUAACACGCGGUGCUCCCCGUCCUGCUUGUGCACCUGGAUCUGCUCAUCGGGGAUCCCUUUUUGCCACAAAAGCCUGUUCCCCGCUGGUGCUUCACCCCGGCGGAAUGGGCCGUGUGAGCAGAUGGUGCCGGUGUAACCAGCCCUGCUGCCCGCACUCGUUACCUGAGGCUCUCUGCUUGCUUUUGCUGGAGCCAGGUGCAUCCUCGGACAGGAGAGGCCGGGAGAAGGUGUAGGAACCACCAGUUCACAUCUGUGCUCGGCUGCAGGAGCCCUUCCAGCUGCUAGAGAUGCUGCUGUUAUCAGUUAUUCACUUACCCCUUGAUCUCACAGAUAUUUUGCUCUCCACAGCUGCACACUGCUGUGCCUCAGGAUAAAGCCCCGCGGUCGCUCAGAUGCGGGGCUGGGUCUUCCAAAGGAGGAAUUUGGGCUCAGAACUGACUUAGCCUCUAAAUUUCCAGACUUACCUUUGUAUUGACAGUGUUUUUGUGUUGUUUCUCCGGUAAAUUGUGUUCCUUAGGCCCGUUGUUGCAGCGCUGGAAUGUGCCCCCAGACCUGCAGCUGAGCAGACAAAUGGCUGGCACAGGCGUGCCUGGGCAAAAGGGCAGUAAUUCGGUUUUUGUCCUUAUUGUGGGCUUGUCUGCCUUAGGAACGGGUGCCUAUGUGUACAGAACUCUGCAGGAGAGCAAAGAGCGCGACGCCAGCCGCAUGUCCAGGAUGAGCCGGCGAUCCCAGGACGAUGCGUCCUCGGGUGCUGCUCCUGAGGGCACAGCAGCUCCUCCCAAGGUGCCAUCCCACGUCCCUUUCCUGCUCAUCGGGGGAGGAACUGCUGCCUUCGCUGCUGCCAGGUCCAUCCGGGCCCGCGAUCCUGGAGCACGGGUGCUGAUUGUGUCUGAGGACCCUGCCCUGCCCUACAUGCGCCCACCCCUUUCCAAAGAGCUCUGGUUUUCCGAUGACCCCAACGUGACAGAGACGCUGCGGUUCAAGCAGUGGAACGGCAAGGAGAGGAGUAUCUAUUUCCAGCCACCGUCUUUCUACGUGCCUGUCCAGGACCUGUCUUCUGUGGAAAAUGGUGGGGUGGCAGUUCUGCCUGGCAAGAAGGUUGUGCACAUGGAUGUCAGAGGGAACACGGUGAAGCUCAAUGAUGGGACCCAGAUAUCCUAUGACAAAUGUCUCAUUGCCACUGGGGGAUCCCCAAGGAACCUGCCUGCCAUUGAAAGAGCAGGAAAGGACGUGCAGAAAAGGCUGACCCUGUUCAGAAAGAUCGAUGACUUCCGAAGGCUGGAGAAGAUUUCCAGGGAAGUCAAGUCCAUCACAAUUAUUGGUGGUGGUUUCCUGGGCAGUGAGCUGGCCUGUGCUCUGGGAAGGAGAGCACGAACCCGAGGCCUGGAGGUGAUCCAGCUGUUUCCAGAGAAGGGCAACAUGGGCAAAGUCCUGCCCGAAUACCUGAGCAACUGGACCACAGAGAAAGUCAGGAGAGAGGGGGUCAAUGUCCUGCCCAACGCCGUGGUCAAAUCCGUGUCAGUGUCUGGGAAGCGGCUGCUGAUUAAACUGAAGGACGGCCGGAAGGUGGAGACAGAUCACAUCGUGGCUGCCGUGGGGCUGGAGCCCAACGUGGAACUGGCCAAGUCAGCGGGGCUGGAGGUGGACUCGGAUUUCGGGGGGUUCCGGGUGAACGCGGAGCUGCAGGCACGCUCCAACAUCUGGGUGGCAGGGGAUGCUGCCUGCUUCUAUGACAUCAAACUGGGCCGGCGGCGCGUGGAGCACCACGACCACGCCGUGGUGAGCGGGAGACUGGCUGGAGAAAACAUGACAGGAGCUGCAAAGCCCUACUGGCACCAGUCCAUGUUCUGGAGUGACCUGGGCCCCAACGUGGGCUAUGAAGCCAUUGGCCUCGUGGACAGCAGUUUGCCCACAGUGGGAGUGUUCGCCAAGGCCACGGCCAAGGACACGCCCAAAAGUGCGACAGAACAGUCAGGGACUGGAAUUCGAUCUGAGAGCGAAACGGAAGCGGAAGCCUCAGAAGUUCAGAUCUCUCAAAGCUCUUCACCAACGCCUCAAGUCCCAAAGCAAGGAGAAGAUUACGGCAAAGGUGUCAUUUUCUACCUCAGGGAUAAAGUGGUGGUGGGAAUCGUGUUGUGGAACAUCUUCAACAGGAUGCCCAUUGCUCGGAAGAUCAUCAAAGACGGGGAGGAGCACGAGGACCUCAAUGAAGUAGCAAAGCUCUUCAACAUCCAUGAAGACUGAACUCUGCAGCAGGAACACCUGGAGGGAGCAGGCUGCUGGCUCUGUGCACCCCUGCACCUUGGGCAGCUUCCUGGGAGCACUUGGGAAUAUUCCACUCACCCAAGCCCAGUGUUUGCACCAAUAAAGUCAGAUUGUUCUAGUCACCUGCUCCUUCCUGCACCACUGCCUGCCUGGUGAGGAAAGGGGAACAUGCUGCCCCACUGGGGUGAAUUUUCCCUUGUGUCAGCCUUGGAGAAGCCUGCAGAACUCCCUCUUUCCUUGCAGGAAUUCCCACUGGAGAGCAAGCAGGCCUGCAGGCUCUCUGCUUGUUCUCCUGCCUGUCGAAACAGACUCAACUUGGGGAAAUCAAUUACUAGUCAAAAUCAGAGCAGGAUGAUAAGUAAAAGAAAUCUUAAAAACG